AUGAAGGGAGAAGAACAAAUAAGGACUUUGUUUGGGAUUACGCUAACGGAUAAACCAAAAUGGCAACAGUUUAUCAUCUGUUCUUCAGGAUUCUUCUUCGGGUAUCUUGUUAACGGCAUAUGUGAGGAAUAUGUAUAUAACAGGCUUCAAUUCAGCUAUGGAUGGUACUUUACUUUCGUGCAAGGAUUCGUUUACUUGACACUCCUACGCGUACAGGGAUUCACCCCGAAACAAAUGGUGAAUCCAUGGAAAAUGUAUGUUAAACUCUCUGCUGUUCUUAUGGGUUCUCAUGGAUUAACCAAAGGAUCCUUGGCUUACCUCAAUUAUCCUGCACAGCUAAUGUUCAAAUCAACAAAGGUUUUACCUGUAAUGAUCAUGGGUGCCUUCAUACCUGGUUUGAGAAGAAUAUACCCGCCACGUGAAUAUUUUUCUGCGGUUCUUUUAGUAGUUGGUUUGAUACUCUUCACUUUAGCCGACGCCAACACUUCUCCAAAUUUUAGCAUUAUCGGUGUUUUGAUGGUUUCUGGAGCUCUGAUUAUGGAUUCAUUUUUGGGCAAUUUGCAAGAAGCAAUUUUUACCAUUAAUCGUGAUACUACGCAGGUUUUUCAUCACUCCACAUUUUUAAACAUUUUUCAGACAGAAAUGUUAUUCUGCUCAACGGUUGUUGGAACGCCUUUCUUGAUUCCACCAAUGCUUUUAACAGGCGAAUUGUUUAGAGCUUGGAAUUCAUGUUAUGAACAUCCUUAUGUUUAUGGGGUAUUGCUUUUUGAAGCUGUGGCUACAUUUGUUGGUCAAGUAUCUGUGUUAUCACUCAUUGCCCUUUUUGGGGCUGCAACAACAGCUUUGGUAACAACUGCACGAAAGGCGGUAACUUUAUUGUUAUCUUAUAUUAUUUUUACAAAACCAAUGUCUGAACAACACGCGGUUGGGCUAGUACUGAUAGCUGCGGGUAUUAUGAUGAAAAUGUUGCCGGAUCACAAGAUUCCGCAGAGACUUAGGCUGUCGGGUCCUCUUGUAAAACAAGUAAAAUCUCCUAGAGAAGAAAAAAAUGAUGAUUUUAAUGAGGAAGAUAGGCCUUUGGUGUAAAUUUGUCCUUGAAAUGACUCAGGCUAAUGUUUUUGGAUUAAGUUGUAAUGUGAGAUAUGUGGUGGUUUGUUCCAUAUUUUGAUGUUGUUUUUUUGUUCAUUUGAAU
This is a messenger RNA of Helianthus annuus (common sunflower), 1192 nucleotides long. RefSeq names its product UDP-galactose/UDP-glucose transporter 4. The record is from RefSeq and is a predicted model, not a curated record. The coding region runs from base 1 to 1086 and encodes 361 amino acids. Lineage: Eukaryota; Viridiplantae; Streptophyta; Magnoliopsida; Asterales; Asteraceae. Gene Ontology annotation, molecular function: transmembrane transporter activity. Gene Ontology annotation, cellular component: Golgi membrane; endoplasmic reticulum membrane. Gene Ontology annotation, biological process: transmembrane transport. The transcript has 7 exons.